Radiomyces spectabilis is the source of this 384-nucleotide messenger RNA. RefSeq lists its product as uncharacterized. The transcript has a single exon. NCBI's taxonomy places the organism in Eukaryota, Fungi, Mucoromycota, Mucoromycetes, Mucorales, Radiomycetaceae. The record is from RefSeq and is a predicted model, not a curated record. The coding region runs from base 1 to 384 and encodes 127 amino acids.
AUGGACGUGGUGACAAGUCAAUACCUUUGCCAAAUCUACAUUUACUGCUAUGAGCAACUGUUGCAGUGGCACAUCCCGCUUCCUGAGCCGGAAACGGUGUUUGAUACCGUGCGAUGGUUAGCCCAAUUAGCGUGGGAACACUCACCAGACAUUAUUCAACGAUACUACAUGUGGCUGAUCGCGUUGCCAUUACAACCUAAUGUUCUGCCGGUCUUCCUGAUCUUGGUGAUUUUGUACACUUUGUUUUCCCUGGUGAUGUUCGCGAUACGGGGUCUAUUCCGAGUGGCUUAUGGUUUUUUGCGUUUCACUUUACUUGUUACUCUUUUGGUCACCUUAUUCCUCUUCACUCAACAAUACCUGUCCCCGACGGACACAACAGCAUGA